Molecule: messenger RNA, 222 nt
Organism: Penicillium nucicola
Lineage: Eukaryota; Fungi; Ascomycota; Eurotiomycetes; Eurotiales; Aspergillaceae
Exons: 1
Coding region: 1-222 (73 amino acids)
Source: RefSeq, a predicted model, not a curated record
AUGCCUUUCACUUCUUCCUCAAAGUCCACAAAGACCAUGUCGAGCGCAGCCUCCACAAUCUCCACCUCCUCCACCCUCAAGGGAACAGACUCGAACAAGAAGUGGUUCUCCCUUCCCUCAAAGACAACAAAGACAACCGAAUCCCAACCCAAGUCCAAGUCCACAGCCGAGAAGAAGGCUAUCCACUACGAAGCUGUUGCAACCUAUCUAGCCCUGCGCUAA